Molecule: messenger RNA, 2816 nt
Organism: Manis pentadactyla (Chinese pangolin)
Lineage: Eukaryota; Metazoa; Chordata; Mammalia; Pholidota; Manidae
Exons: 6
Coding region: 1-1185 (394 amino acids)
Source: RefSeq, a predicted model, not a curated record
AUGACGCUCCCCGGCCAUGACCUGCGGAUGACGCCUGAAGUGACUGCCCGACCGACUCCCCCCGGGACGGGGUCCCAGUAUUGUGUCUGCUUCCUUCACGCAGUUAUGCUAAGUGUGCCCAGAGGACCUGCACCAAGGUGGAGCUCUGCAAAGCCGGCGCCUGGUAGCUGCGGAGGAGGCACCCGGGGCUGCGUGGACCUCCCCGCAGGGGGCAGUGUGGGCCGCAAAGCCCGCCCCCGAGGUCGCGGGCAGGCCCGCCUCCGACUGACGGCACUCGUGGCCAAUAAGCAAGGCGGCGCCGCGGAGCAGGCAGCCAUUGGGCGAGCGCGCAGAACCAGUGAGUCCGGCGGCGGCUUAGUAGCUGCAGGCGCCGCCGCCGCCACAUUCAAGAGUCGGGAGCCUCGCGAGCGCCGGUGGACCCGCGCUGUGCUCGGCUGCGCCUUCCUCCCGGCGGACCUGCGGCGGAGCGUCCCGAGCGGGCCCCGCUUCAGGGGUGAAGGCGACAGCGACGGCUCUGCGGGCCGGAAGGAAGGUUUUGAGACUGCCCGCCCAGAGCAGCCGGAUAUGAAUGCCUGUUCUCCACAAGCAGCGGGAAUCUCCAUCUCUCCAGGAAGCCACCGGUUGGAGUUGGAGCCCAGGCAGCUGGAGGUGUGCUGUGAGCCUUGUGGCCGUCCGGGCUUUGGAGCCCGUCCACUGAGGCGCCCAGGACCGGAUGCACAGCGCCGCACAGUGGUGGGGAACGGAGGGGCUCUGCUCGCAGGCACCCUCGCUCACCUCCUCCCUGCAGCACAAGGCAGCUCACCCGGCCAUCCUGGGGCAUCUGCCUCCCAUUCUGCCACCCCUUGGAUCCCGGUACCCACUCAGGUGCAGUUUCCCCGAAAACAACUCCACCCAGGGACUUUGUUGGUGUCUGUGUCUCCCACGCCGUCAGGUCCAUGGCAGGGGCCUCUGAAGUGCGGAGGCUGUGGAGGCCUGCCAGGCCGAUGGCCCGAGGACCUAAGGCCCUGGCAGCACCUCCCUGAGCACCCCUCCCUUGCCCCGCCCCUCCAAGCCCGGGCAGGCCCUGCCCACCUUCCCUCCACUCCUCCUCGUUGGUCGGCAAGGACCCCUAAGGGCCAGCCCUACUGUCCCCCUGUGGUCAGUGCAGUCUUGGGCGUGGGGAGGGUCUCUCAGGGCACAGGGUGAGUCCGUGGGGAAGCUGGGACGUGGGCCCACAUCACAGGAGCCCACGUCAGGGGAGGGCAGGUCUGGGGCAGCCCGUGACACAGGGAAGGCCCAGCCCCGACCCCGGGAGCCCGCUCCGCUCACCGCACAGAUAAGGGUCAGCUGCUCAGCCACCAGGGGGGGGGGGAACUGCAGGAUGGUGAGCGGCUCCUCCCUCACGGCACAGGGGGUGCUCGCGGCACAGGGGCUGGUGGGCGCUGGCCCUGCCUCUGGCUCUGCCGUGCUUGGUGCCAUUCCGGUAGGUGGUACGCGCCCCGGGCCCGAGGGCUCAAGGGGCUCCAGCUCGGGGCAUGAGACCACUCCUGGGAUGUCCCAGGGGCUCAUGGCACAGGGUCUGGUGGGGUCCAGUCCCGCCUCUGGCUCUGGCAGGCCCGGUGCCAUUCCGGCAGGGUCUCCGGGCCCCACGCCUGAGGGCUCAUGGGGCUCCAGCUUGGGGCCUGGCGCCGGGGCUGAGGCCACUGCUGGGACAUCCUCCGGCUCCGCAGGGUCUGAAGCAGGUGACACCGGCUGUUGCUCCAGCUCAGGGGUCUCAGGGAGCUCCGGGAUGGGCUCUAGCCUCGAAGACAGCCUUCUCCAUGUCUCUGGACCCAGCUGCAUCUGCCGUGGUGCUGGAGCAGGACACAGAGGAAGGGUCACCCCGGGCCUGAUUCCCCACGCCUCACUGCCUGGAAGGGAAGCCCACCCUAGACGGUCCCCUGGCUGCAGCCCCUCACCUUUGAUCUUGGCCACCGUGGGCCCCAGGUGCUCCUUCUGGCCCAAGUAGUGGAGGACUGGGCCCUGCAGGGUGCAUGCAGGCUGGCUGCAGUGGAAGACGCUGGGCGCACUCUCGGGCUCCCAGGCAAGGCACCCAUCCCAUCCCAUCCUGGGGCUGCGGGAAGGCCGGGGGUGGCAGACUGAGAAGCCUGGUCUUUCCAGCCGCUCUGCCCUCCCCUGCCUGUCCAGGCACCUGUCCCCACCUCCUUCCUGACCCUGCGUGUCUGUCCUGGGACCCCAUCCUCUCCCAUCCUCCCGAGUAGGAAGUCCCCAGUCGUCAGCCCGCCCUUCGGAAUCCAAAGAUGGGUGACCUGCUGGGCUCUGCUGGGCGCCCCCUGCCCCAAGCCCCAAACGCCUCCUCCGCCCAUUCUGUGCACACGGGCAGUGCCCCCUCUGGUCCCAGUAGAAAACUCACGUUUUCAGUUCCUCCUGUGGGCCCUCGUCAUGCCCCCCAUCACAUGAGGAGGCGGUGAGGGCAUCGCCCAUGACGCUCCCCGGCCAUGACCUGCGGAUGACGCCUGAAGUGACUGCCCGACCGACUCCCCCCGGGACGGGGUCCCAGUAUUGUGUCUGCUUCCUUCACGCAGUUAUGCUAAGUGUGCCCAGAGGACCUGCACCAAGUGGGUGCUGCACACCUAUUGUUGCUGAAGGAAGUCCCCCCAGAACCUGUCCAGGUACCCCUCUGCUGCCCCCAGCGGCCCCUCAUGUGAACUCAGUGAGGACGAGGACCGGGCCCAGCCACAGGGAAUCGGGAGCCUCUGCUCCCAAGGCUGCUUUCCUUGUGCUUUUCCAAACUGAGGCCACUGAUGGGUGAAGCCAAAGGCUUUUCAUGAGGUGCA